Molecule: messenger RNA, 1010 nt
Organism: Salvia miltiorrhiza (redroot sage)
Lineage: Eukaryota; Viridiplantae; Streptophyta; Magnoliopsida; Lamiales; Lamiaceae
Product: soluble inorganic pyrophosphatase 1-like
Exons: 9
Coding region: 97-723 (208 amino acids)
Biological process (GO): phosphate-containing compound metabolic process
Cellular component (GO): cytoplasm
Molecular function (GO): magnesium ion binding; inorganic diphosphate phosphatase activity
Source: RefSeq, a predicted model, not a curated record
UAUUAUGCUAAUGCGAUUCAUUGCCAUUAACAAUUUUUUUUUUUUUUUGCUUUGUCUCGAGCAGUUUUGUUCUACUAAUUCUAAAAUUGAUCUAAAAUGAGCAAGCCGGAAGAAUCUAAAUCCGGAUCUCCCAAGCUGAACAAAAGGAUCUUGUCGUCCUUGUCCAAGAGAUCGGUCAUCGCUCAUCUUUGGCACGACAUUGAAGUUGGUGCUGAAGCACCUCAGAUUCUCAACUGCGUUGUGGAGAUAACAAAAGGGAGUAAAGUGAAGUAUGAACUUGACAAGAAAACUGGUCUCAUAAAGGUUGAUCGUGUUCUAUACUCGUCAGUAGUAUAUCCUCACAACUACGGUUUCAUUCCACGCACUCUAUGUGAAGACAAUGACCCCAUCGAUGUUUUGGUCCUUAUGCAAGAGCCAGUCCUCCCCGGCAGCAUGCUAAGGGUCAGGCCUAUUGGGUUGAUGCCUAUGAUUGACCAGGGAGAGAAAGAUGAUAAGUUGAUAGCCGUAUGCGCUGAUGAUCCAGAAUAUAGACACUACACAGACAUCAAGCAGCUCGCCCCUCAUCGGCUCAUGGAAAUCCGACGAUUCUUUGAAGAUUAUAAAAAGAAUGAAAAUAAAGAGGUGGCAGUGAACGAAUUCUUGCCUCCCGCAGCUGCACUAGAAACUGUUCAACAGUCCAUAGAUCUAUAUGCUGAAUAUAUUUUGCUAACACUGAAGAAAUGAGGCGUCAGAGGCUGCAUUAUCGCGAGAGCAAACCGCAAUCAUCAGUUUUUGGCAGGAGAUGAUUGCUACUUAAUUAAUUAAAGAGCGUUAAUUAGUACUAUAUUAAUAUCAUAAAUAAAAACUGAAUUUCAUAAUUCAGUUUUUAAUUUCUUUUGUCAUAUUACUUUUUGUUAAUUAGUUGCUAGUUUGUUUCUUCUGUAUAAAAAUAAGUUUAUCGUUUGUAAUUUGAACUGGUUUGAUUUACAGAGAUGCAGAGAUAAAUAAAAUGCUGUAUUUAUUAAUGAAUA